Capronia epimyces CBS 606.96 is the source of this 2538-nucleotide messenger RNA. RefSeq lists its product as uncharacterized. The transcript is spliced from 2 exons. The record is from RefSeq and is a predicted model, not a curated record. NCBI's taxonomy places the organism in Eukaryota, Fungi, Ascomycota, Eurotiomycetes, Chaetothyriales, Herpotrichiellaceae. Bases 1 to 2538 code for a protein of 845 amino acids.
AUGGCAUCUUCUUCGAAUAAUCUACCCGCCGUCAACCAAGUCACAGCCUGUUCACCGGCUCAACUAUCAUAUCCUCCAUACCGCGAACCAUCCUUCGAGGUUGCCACACAGAGAGGCAUAAAUAUUGCUCGCCUGAUUGUGGAUACGCUUAACAAAUCUCCGAGAACCCCUCCCGAGAAUCUUCUGAAGGAAGCAAAAGAUCUCGCAGAAUUUCGAGUUCCUACCGAGAAACUCAUUGGAUUUUUGGGCGAUUCUGGCCAUGGAAAAAGCAGUACGCUGAAUUCUGUGCUUGAUGACCAGGACCUUGCAAGAGCUGAAGCAUGUGGAACAGCUGUCACUCCCUACGCCGUCGAGUAUUGUUUUCAGCAACCCCGACAUCAGUCAGCAUUCACUCUGGAGUGCACUCUAAUGGUUGGAAAGGAGCUCAGGACAUAUCUAGGAAGGCUGCUGAGCGAUUUUCGUCGAUUUACCCUGGCAGACCCGCAGGAACGUGCUGCAAAUUUCGAGGGACUUCAAUCUGACAGACGAGCUGCACAAGAUAUUUUUGAGGCUGCUUUUGGUCGCAUGGACGGCUUUGACCUCGACCUUUUUGAGUGUAAAGACGAUGGAAUCUGUCAGAAUGACGGAGGCUGUGGAGACGAGGAACGCCGGGGAGAUGAUAGAAGCUGUGGAGACGACGAAAGCUGUGACGGCGAUGAGGGCUGCGAAGACGACGGAGGCUGUCAAGAUGUGGCAAUGACGAUUCUGGACGGCUACCGUGCUCAACUGGCCUUCCCCGAAGAUAUGACUCCGGACGGGGUCUGGAUCAAAGGAUCACAGACUGCAGCGGAGUGCCAGGACCAUCAGUCGCUCAUUCAAGACCGGGGGUUAUGGCCCUUUGUGAAGAGCAUGACCAUCUACUCGGAAAUCGGCAUCUUGAGUCAGGGUCUUACACUGAUCGACCUGCCUGGACUCCAAGACACAAACCUUGCCAGAGUAAGGGCUGCGCGAAAGAUGCAAGCAAAGUGCGACGAAAUUUUCCUCGUCGCAAAUAUUGGCAGAGUUGUGGACAACCCUACCAUUGGGCAGACUUUGGAGAGCCUCCAGGCACCGACAAGUGCCUCUAUCACGCCUGCGAGGAGCGUUACAAUCAUCUGUACUCACUCAGCCGACCUCUCUGACACGAGGCCCAUCGAAAAGUUGGUCAACUUAGCAGACCUGAGAGAGGCGAAAGCGGAGGUAAGGCGAGUGGAGUCACAAUGCGACGACUACCCCAGCGUGAAGGCUUACAAAGAUGCCUUGAAAAGGGCCGUCUUGAAACUAAAUACACUGCUCAUAGACGGCAGGAACAAGAAAGUCCAGGCGGAAUUGACUCACAAAUAUAGUCACUUGGCUAGAAAGGGCAAGCUAAGAGUGUUCUGCGUCGACAACGUGGAAUAUUCCAAAGACUCAGACAAACAGAAAGAGCUGAGUGGAAUACCUCAGCUGAGACAGUACCUCGCAGAUCUCCCGGCUGAGGCGUUGUUCCAAGAGAAGAACUCAUUCAUCUCUGACAGGAUUCCAGCACUCGUUGCGUCGUUUAUGACUUGGAUGGAAUCAAGCAGGAUCAAUAGCAACGCUGAACAACCUCCAUAUCUGCCAGAUCUGGAUAAGCUUCGUCUGUCGCAAGCCGUUGUUGUGGACUGGGAUAAGCAGAUGAACGCAAUCUUUUGCCGGCACAUUGGUUCCUCUCUCGGAGAGGCUUCUGGUUCAAUCGAAUCGAACUGCUUGCAUGUGGCCAAGGGCUGGGCACAUUGGGCGCAUCAAUCAGUGGCAGCAUGGCUGAGGCAUGAGGGAACUCAUCGAACCCCUACUCUGGGCUAUAGAUGUUGGAACAUGGAACUUCUCCGAUGCUUCAAUGAGGUCAUGUGCCCGAAAUACCGAGAAUUCCAUGCUGGGAUCGAUCCACUCCUUCGUGAACUGGAGACCAACGUCAUUCGGCCAUGGAAAACAUAUGAAGAGCAAUGUCAACAAUUACAGGCCCCGAGGAGCUUUCUCCGAUCGCUUGCCAAGCGAUCGGACAAGUUGAGAGAUGUUGUUGCGCGUGCUCUCAAACGCUACAGCCGGGAAGAAGGGAGAGUCAUAGUUGAUGCGAAUUCGGCCCACUCUGCUUCAUACAUUGUCGAUUGUAUGCUCGAGACAUAUUAUGCGGCCCAAAAGAUUCCUGGAAAGCAUGGCACGAUAAAACGCCAUAAUAAGUUGCAGGCUCGGGUUUCAAGUCAGGAAUUUGUCGAAAACUUCCGAGAUUUGCUCUCGGAAGGAUUUGAAGAGGCGGUAUCGAAGGCACGCAAGACAGUCGAGAAAGCACUUCGGGCAGAAUUCAAAGCCGUCCAGACCGAUCUGGAAGUCAUUCAACAAUCUAAUGGCCCGGACAAGCUCUUCAAGGUCUACCUCAAAUACGGGUGUGAUUGCGAACAAGCUGCGGUCAAGAUCCAGAAACAGAUGGACGAAAUGGACGGCCUUGCAGCGACGGCGCGAGAAAUGGCCAAGAAACAGUAUGGUGGAGACUCACACAACUAG